Callorhinus ursinus (northern fur seal) is the source of this 1917-nucleotide messenger RNA. It is a transcript of the gene EHD1, whose product is annotated as EH domain containing 1. Lineage: Eukaryota; Metazoa; Chordata; Mammalia; Carnivora; Otariidae. Gene Ontology annotation, cellular component: plasma membrane; cytoplasm. Gene Ontology annotation, molecular function: calcium ion binding; GTP binding; protein binding. Gene Ontology annotation, biological process: endosomal transport; endocytosis. The record is from RefSeq and is a predicted model, not a curated record.
CCCCUCCGCCGGCCGGCCGGGCCCCGCCUCGGCUCCGCGCCCUCGCCCCGCUCUCAGCCGCCGCUCUGCCCCGCAGCAGCCAGCCCCGUCCCCGGCAGCAUGUUCAGCUGGGUCAGCAAAGAUGCCCGCCGCAAGAAGGAGCCGGAGCUCUUCCAGACGGUGGCCGAGGGGCUGCGGCAGCUGUACGCGCAGAAGCUGCUGCCCCUGGAGGAGCACUACCGCUUCCACGAGUUCCACUCGCCCGCGCUGGAGGACGCUGACUUCGACAACAAGCCCAUGGUGCUCCUUGUGGGCCAGUACAGCACGGGCAAGACCACCUUCAUCCGGCACCUGAUCGAGCAGGACUUCCCGGGCAUGCGCAUCGGGCCCGAGCCCACCACCGACUCUUUCAUCGCGGUCAUGCACGGCCCCACCGAGGGCGUGGUGCCGGGCAACGCGCUCGUCGUCGACCCGCGGCGCCCCUUCCGCAAGCUCAACGCCUUCGGCAACGCCUUCCUCAACAGGUUCAUGUGUGCCCAGCUGCCCAACCCGGUCCUGGACAGCAUAAGCAUCAUCGACACUCCUGGGAUCCUGUCUGGAGAGAAACAGCGCAUCAGCAGAGGUUACGACUUCGCUGCCGUCCUGGAGUGGUUCGCCGAGCGGGUCGACCGCAUCAUCCUGCUCUUCGAUGCCCACAAGCUGGACAUCUCUGACGAGUUCUCCGAGGUCAUCAAGGCCCUCAAGAACCAUGAGGACAAGAUCCGCGUGGUGCUGAACAAAGCAGACCAGAUCGAGACCCAGCAGCUGAUGCGGGUCUAUGGGGCUCUCAUGUGGUCCCUGGGGAAGAUCAUCAACACCCCCGAGGUGGUCAGGGUAUACAUCGGCUCCUUCUGGUCCCACCCGCUCCUCAUCCCUGACAAUCGCAAGCUUUUUGAGGCGGAGGAGCAGGACCUCUUCAAAGACAUCCAGUCUCUGCCCCGAAACGCUGCCCUCAGGAAGCUCAAUGACCUGAUCAAGCGGGCACGGCUGGCCAAGGUGCACGCCUACAUCAUCAGCUCCCUCAAGAAGGAGAUGCCCAACGUGUUCGGGAAAGAGAGCAAAAAGAAGGAGCUGGUGAACAACUUGGGAGAGAUCUAUCAGAAGAUCGAGCGGGAGCAUCAGAUCUCCCCCGGGGACUUCCCGAGCCUCCGCAAGAUGCAGGAGCUCCUGCAGACUCAGGACUUCAGCAAGUUCCAGGCCUUGAAGCCCAAGCUGCUGGACACGGUGGACGACAUGCUGGCCAACGACAUCGCCCGGCUGAUGGUGAUGGUGCGCCAGGAGGAGUCCCUGAUGCCCUCUCAGGCUGUGAAGGGCGGCGCCUUCGACGGCACCAUGAACGGGCCCUUCGGGCACGGCUACGGCGAGGGGGCCGGCGAGGGCAUCGACGACGUGGAGUGGGUGGUGGGCAAGGACAAGCCCACCUACGAUGAGAUCUUCUACACGCUGUCGCCUGUCAACGGCAAGAUCACGGGCGCCAAUGCCAAGAAGGAGAUGGUGAAGUCCAAGCUGCCCAACACCGUGCUGGGGAAGAUCUGGAAGCUGGCCGACGUGGAUAAGGACGGGCUGCUGGAUGACGAGGAGUUUGCCCUGGCCAACCACCUCAUCAAAGUCAAGCUGGAGGGCCACGAGCUACCCGCCGACCUGCCCCCGCACCUGAUCCCGCCGUCCAAGCGGAGGCACGAGUGACCGCCCCGCCCCGCCCGGCCGGGCCCACUAGGGGGCGGCGAGGGGCCGGAAAGACUGAGCAGAGUUGCCUCAGCUCUUACAAAGGAAAACCGCCAUCUUUCUUUUCAGGCCGUUCGCGGGCCCAGCAGGGAGGUGGGCGAUACACUUGUAUGUGAAUGAUGGAACUUUGUGCACAAGAACUAUGGAUAUUUUUAAUAUAUAACGUUAGAGGCA